AUGCCGGGUUACGACUUCCAGACCAUCUCAACGAAAGCUGGUAGUGUCAUCUUCCAUCUGGCCAUCUCCGAAUGGCUGUCCUCUCCAUUGCUGCGGAAACUGGUGCCUGCCUUCGGGACUUUGCCGUCCAACAAACAGGUGGUACUGAGAAACAGUGUCAUGUCCACGGUCCAUGCUGCAAUCACCGGUGGUUUCAAACAUCUACCUUACUUUGCGACAAGCAACGCGCUUGGGUUCCUGGUAGCUGACAGUCUACUGAUGGCGAUGUAUGUUCCUAUACGAGACUGGAAGUUAACACUGCAUCACACAGUUGCUAUCUGGGGCGCCCAUAAUGUCAUGGUUGCUGGUGCGGGAUUGUAUUUUGGCAACACUUGGUUUCUGAUGGAAGUGUCAAACCCAUUCGUGAAUAUGAGGUUGAUCCUACACACUCUGGGCCACAAACGUUCCCUGCUCUACAAAGUAAACGGCGUGGCCAUGCUGGUGGCAUUCUUCGCUUUCCGUAUCGCCACCAUCCCCAUCUACUUUGGACUAGUUCCGCACAUGAGGACAGGGGAGUUCUUCAAAAUGGAACUCGGCCCUAUCAUCAAAUUCUUAUUUAUCAGUCCCAUAUUUUGUAUGUUAAACAUAUUUUGGUUCACCAAGAUAUGUAAAGGGGCAUACCGCGUCCUGUAUUCCUCCGAAACGGGUAGUGAAUUAUUUUCGUCCAUCAAGAACUAAGAGUUCCAAGACCUCACACCUUCGCCAAAUGAUGUUAACCUUUUUCGAGUGAUAUAUUA
Branchiostoma floridae (Florida lancelet) is the source of this 776-nucleotide messenger RNA. Its product is annotated as TLC domain-containing protein 4-B-like. Bases 1 to 717 code for a protein of 238 amino acids. Lineage: Eukaryota; Metazoa; Chordata; Leptocardii; Amphioxiformes; Branchiostomatidae. The transcript is spliced from 6 exons. The record is from RefSeq and is a predicted model, not a curated record. Gene Ontology annotation, biological process: lipid homeostasis. Gene Ontology annotation, cellular component: endoplasmic reticulum; membrane.